UCUGGGCACCUCCUGGCCCCAGCCGCUGGACAGACUCUCAAGGCACAAGACCCACCAUCCCACACACUGAGGCUGCCCCCUAGACAUUGGUUUGGCCAGACCUGGGGGAGCCCUCCCUGUACCCGCCCCUCCCCUGGCAACAGAACUUGGAGCCCUGGGGCAGGGGGCAGACCAGGUGGGCGGGGCCGGGCUGUUGCCGGGUGAUGUCCCCCAGAGCUCUCUCCACAGAGGCCCCAGGAGUCCGGGGAGGCGACAUGGUGGGCUCUGGGAUCCCAGUGCUGGGCCUGCUCCUGCUGCUGCAGGGCACCGUAGAGGGGAAUGGAAUCCAGGGAUUCUUCUAUCCGUGGAGCUGUGAGGGGGAUGUGUGGGACCGUGAGAGCUGCGGGGGCCAGGCGGCCAUUGAGAACCCCAACCUGUGCCUGCGUCUGCGAUGCUGCUACCGCGACGGGGUCUGCUACCACCAGCGGCCUGAUGAAAACAUGCGGAGGAAGCACAUGUGGGCGCUGGGCUGGACGUGCGGAGGCCUCCUGUUCUUGAUCUGCAGCAUCUGUCUGUUCUGGUGGGCAAAACGCCGAGACAUGCUGCACCUGCCCGUGUUCCUGCAAGGCAAAUGCGACCUGUCCAGGACGGUCUCACUGCUGUCCAAGGACAGGGCCAGCGAGAAGAAGACGCCGUCGGCCGGCAGCAUGCCCGCUGCCCUGCCUGUGGAGGGGGAUACGGGCAUGGAAGGGGAGGGAACCACAGAAGGCGGCGAGGAAACGGAAGGGGGAGAGGAUGAAGAUUAGGGGCAUCUUUGGGGGUCCCCUCAAUAAAGACAGAGUAUAUGA
Molecule: messenger RNA, 827 nt
Organism: Ochotona princeps (American pika)
Lineage: Eukaryota; Metazoa; Chordata; Mammalia; Lagomorpha; Ochotonidae
Gene: TMEM190
Product: transmembrane protein 190
Exons: 5
Coding region: 204-785 (193 amino acids)
Biological process (GO): hematopoietic progenitor cell differentiation
Cellular component (GO): inner acrosomal membrane
Source: RefSeq, a predicted model, not a curated record